Naumovozyma castellii is the source of this 2841-nucleotide messenger RNA. It is a transcript of the gene INP51, whose product is annotated as phosphoinositide 5-phosphatase INP51. The transcript has a single exon. Bases 1 to 2841 code for a protein of 946 amino acids. The record is from RefSeq and is a predicted model, not a curated record. NCBI's taxonomy places the organism in Eukaryota, Fungi, Ascomycota, Saccharomycetes, Saccharomycetales, Saccharomycetaceae.
AUGAGAGUGUUUAUAGGAAAAAAUCCAAGAUCGAUUGUCAUAUCGUCCAAUGGCUAUAACUUGUUAUUCCGAAGGUACCAUAAAUAUUCUUCAGUACAACAACAGUACUCAAAAUCAUCAACUGUGGUUAUUAAGUCCAUUCCAGAUGAAGCUUUGACAAAUGAGACCAUGUAUAGGGAAAUUCAAACAUCCCUCUUCAAUGGUCUUUUAGGUUUAGUAUCGAUGGGUGGUGACAUUUUCGUUGCGGUAAUAGCAGGUGUCCAAAAUGUGGGAUAUCCCAGAUGGAAACUAGAAAAAGAUAGAGUAAUUCCCUCCGAAAGUGUUUAUAAGAUACUAGAUGUUGAUUUUUACAGUGUCGAUAAUGAAGUUUUUGAUUAUCUUUUCUUGGAAAGGAAUGAACAGAACUACGAUAAACUAAUCCGUGAACAUCCAUGCGGCUCAUUGAAGAAGCUUUUCGCUGAUGGUUCAUUUUACUUUUCAAGAGAUUUUGAUCUUUCCAAUAUCGUAAAGAAUCAUGGAUUAUCUCAUAAUUUGGAGUAUACGAUUGAUAAUCAAGACUCUAGUUUUAUUUGGAAUACAAGUCUUACCACAGAAAUCAUCAAUUGGAGAAAUAGAAUUCCCAUCGAUGAAAGACAUGUUUUUGACAAUGCAGGUUUUUUGACAUUUGCUAUAAGGGGUUUCUGUAAGACUGUAUUAGUUGAAGACGGGGAGAAUACUUCUUCAAUUACAAUCAUAUCGAGAAUCUCGACAGAAAAUAAACAGAAUGCCUUUGAAUACGGGCUAAACGACCAAGGAGACGUAGCAAAUUUUGUCGAGACCGAAAUUGUCGUCACAACAAUAAAGUUCAUCUUUUCAUAUACCCAAAUUGAUGCAAGUGUUCCAUUAUUUUGGGAAUUUACUGAUAAUCAAAUAUUAUAUGGACGUAAAGUGAAAAUGAUAAAAUCAGCUGAUCAAUCCCAGAUAGCAUUCAAUAAACAUUUUGAUAAUUUAGAGUCUAAAUAUGGUGUCAUUUCCAUUUUGAACUUAGUUAAACCGAGAAGCGACGCUCAGGAGUCGUUGGCAUUAGCUUAUAAGCAAUGUGCAGAAUCCAAGGGAACGAAAAUAAUAAACCUGGAAUAUAAUUCGGGAAUAUUUAGUAAAUCUAAGCAUAAGCUAAUAUAUCUUCUCAAGCAAGAUAUAUAUGAGCUCGGUGCAUUCGCUUAUGACAUAUCGAGAGGUAUAUAUUUUGGUAAGCAAACAGGUGUAUUGAGAAUAAGUGCCCUUGAUUCAGUUGAAAAGCCUAUAAUGGUGGAGAAAAUAGUCAGCAGAGAGGUUUUGGAGCUGGCUACGCAAGAACUUGAGGGGUUUGAAAUAACGUCAACAUUUGUUGAUAUGCACGAUAAACUAUGGAUGGAAAAUUAUUACUGGUUAGAUAGGACAUACUCUAAAAAUAGUAAAAAUCCAAGCAAAUACGGAAAGAUUUACACAAAAUUGUUUAAUUCUCGUGUUAAAUUAUAUGACCCUUUACAUUAUUACAUUUCUCAAUAUUUAAAACAAAUGAGAUCCAAUUUUACUUUCGAAAAAGAUAUUACCAUUUUUGCAGGGACCUUCAAUAUUGGCGGAAAAAUAUCUCAUGAUGAUAUAUCUGAAUGGAUAUUUCCUAAGGAUAGCGGGCUUCACAAGCCAGCUAGUAUUUAUAUAAUAGGGUUAGAGGAAGUUGUUGAAUUGACGCCAGGACAUAUGUUGUCGACAGAUCCAUUUACAAAACAGUAUUGGGAAAAAAAGAUAUUGACUCUGUUAAACACAUCGAAUGGUGAAGAAAAAUAUGUCUGCUCGUGGAGUAAUCAGAUGGGUGGUUUACUUCUGAUGAUGUUUAUGAGCAGCUCCGAAUAUGUAAAGAUAAAACACAUUGAAGGUGAUGUUAAGAAGACUGGAUUUGGUGGGAUGGCAUCGAAUAAGGGUGCGGUUGCUGUCAGUUUUAAUUAUUCUGUUACCAAGUUCUGCAUAUUAGUGUCCCAUCUUGCAGCAGGUCUAGAUAAUGUAGAGCAGCGACACAAUGAUUAUAAAACGAUUGUGAAAAAUAUAAGUUUUGCCAGAGGGUUAAGAAUAAGAGACCAUGAUGCUAUAAUAUGGAUGGGUGACUUCAAUUAUAGAAUUUUAAUGUCUAAUGAGGAUGUCAGAAAUUUGAUAGCUGCUAAAGAAUAUUAUAAGUUGUUCGAAAAAGAUCAGCUAAAUCAACAGAUGAUUGCUGGUGAAUCUUUCCCUUAUUAUCAUGAGAUGGCUAUCGAUUUCCCACCUACGUAUAAAUUCGAUCCAGGGACGAAGACUUAUGAUACCAGUGAAAAGAUGAGAAUUCCUGCCUGGACUGAUAGAAUAUUGAAUAGGGGAGAAGUUUUAAAACAAAUAAGCUAUGGUUGUGCUGAAAAUAUUAUGUUUUCUGAUCACAGACCAGUUUAUGCAACCUUCACUGCUAAAGUGACUGUCCUUGACGAACAGAAAAAAGAAGCUCUAGCGUUGCAAAUACAUGAGAAGAUAAUGACAAAAUUAAAGGGUCUUUCCGAAGACGAUCGAGAUUUGAUCCUCAGUGAAAAGGAACCUUUAUUGGAAGAACUCGAACCUUCGGUGCUUGCCUCUGGAAUUAGUUCGGCAGCUUCAAUAUUCCUCUCAGAACAGAAAAGAGGUAAAGUUCUUCCUCCACCCAGCUCUGACAUCAAGAAAUGGUGGAUAGGGAAUGGUAAACAAGUCAAAGUGACUUUAGACGUGGAUCCUGAAACUAUGAUGAUCAAUCCAAAAAGAAAUCCAAAUCCUUUUAUAGAGGAUGACGAGAAUCUUUUAUUUAUUCCGAGACAUUCAAUUCCAUGA